UUAGCAGUGUGAAGUAAAAGAAAAAAGCUGGACAAUAAUAAUUCUGGAACCGUCUCGAUUUGGGGCAAGCAGAGCAAAACCCCAGCAUGGCGAUCAUCUCAGAGGUUGAAGAGGAAAGCAGCAGCCGACCCUCGAUGCUGCCGUUCAGGGCGACCUUCGAUUCUUCCGACCCAUUAGGUUUCUUGCAGAAAGUGUUCGACUUUCUCGGCGAACAGAGCGAUUACCUCAAGAAACCCUCCGCGGAGGAGGAGAUCGCCGCCGUGGUAAGGGCAGCCAAGGAGAAAUUGAAUAAAGCGGAGAAGGAGAGUGUUGAGAAGAAGCCUGCUGAUCCUGUUGAGGUGAAGGACAGUGUGAAGCCCACCAUGGCUGCGUCAAGCUCAAAGCCUUUGGAAGAUAAGAAAGAUGGUCCCAUUGUUCCUAACAAAGGUAAUGGAACUGAUCUUGAGAACUACUCAUGGGUCCAGACUCUCCAGGAGGUCACAGUUAAUAUUCCAGUGCCUACUGGCACUAAAGCACGCUCUGUUGUUUGUGAGAUUAAGAAGAACCGUCUUAAGCUUGGUCUCAAAGGGCAGGAUCCAAUCAUCGAUGGAGAGCUCUACCGACCUGUGAAGCCUGAUGACUGUUACUGGAAUAUCGAGGAUCAGAAGAUGAUAUCCAUUUUGUUGACUAAGCAAGAUCAGAUGGAGUGGUGGAAAUGCUGUGUGAAAGGUGAACCUGAAAUCGAUACCCAGAAAGUUGAACCAGAGAACAGUAAACUAGCUGACCUUGACCCUGAAACUCGCUCCACUGUUGAGAAAAUGAUGUUUGAUCAAAGGCAAAAGCAGAUGGGUCUUCCAACAAGCGACGAGCUACAGAAGCAAGACAUUCUCAAGAAAUUCAUGUCUCAGCAUCCAGAGAUGGACUUCACAAACGCAAAGAUAAACUGAUCCUCGUGUAGCCUUGUUUUACUUCCUUCACCAUCUUGUCUCUCGUUUCAUCUUUGAAAACCUUACCUUUGUUCCUUUGAACUGCUUUUGUUUUGUCUACUUGAAAGCAUAGUUUCAUCUGCAAAUACAUGUUGGGUUAUUCCUCUAAGCCCUAUGGUUCGGUUUUUGUUUAUUGAAGCUUUUCUUAAAAUCA
Molecule: messenger RNA, 1119 nt
Organism: Brassica rapa (field mustard)
Lineage: Eukaryota; Viridiplantae; Streptophyta; Magnoliopsida; Brassicales; Brassicaceae
Product: protein BOBBER 1
Biological process (GO): protein folding
Cellular component (GO): cytoplasm
Source: RefSeq, a predicted model, not a curated record